AUGAGACUGAACCCAGAGAAAUAUACUUUCGGGGUGCAGGCCGGGAAGUUCCUCGGGCUUAUGUUGACAAACCGGGGGAUCGAGGAAAAUUCGGAUAAGUGUCAAGCAGUCCUUGAUAUGAGAAGCCCCACUUCCAAGACUGAGGUCCAACAAUUGACGGGAAGGUUGGCAGCCUUAUCCCGGAUCCUAUCUUGCGCAGACGACAAAGCCAUUCACUUCUUUGCAACAAUUCAUAAGGCCGAGGAGUUCGAGUGGACACCAGCUUGUGAGGAGGCAUUCCUUGCCGUUAAAUAUUUCUUAUCAUCUCCACCAAUCCUGACCAAACCCAAAGAGAAUUCCCCUCUGGUACUAUACCUCGCAUUAACCGACAAUGCCAUGAGUUCGAUUCUAGUACAAGAUGGUGCAGAGGGGAGAGACCCGUGUACUACGUCAGUAAGAACCAGCAUCAAGUCUAGGGCCCUAGCCGAUUUUGUGGUUGAAUUGAGCACCCCGGGGUCUAGCGAAGACAUCCCCGGUUGGGUCCUUCAUGUAGACGGUUCGUCAAAUCUAAAAGGCAGUGGAGCUGGGAUAGUGCUCGAGGGACCCCGAGACUUCAUCUUAGAGUACUCUCUGUGUUUCAAAUUCAAGGCUAGCAACAACCAGGCAGAGUAUGAGGCGCUCAUUGCUGGGAUGAGACUCGCCGAGGAGGUGGGUGUCACCCAUCUAACCGUGAAGACGGACUCUCAAUUGGUAGCGUCACAAGUAAAAGGGGAGUACCAGACAAAAUAUGAUUCAUUACCAAAGUAUUUGGCGAGGACCCACGAGCUGGCUCAGAGGUUCACUGAGUUCAUAAUUGUACACAUUCCUCGUGAAGAGAACGUUCGAGCAGAUAUAUUCGCACGGCUAGAAAGUACCAAGGCUCCCGGUUUAAACAAAAUGGUGAUUCAAGAAGUGAUUGAAAAGCCAAGUAUUGAGCGGCAGGAAGUCAUGCCCGUAGAACAACAGGAAGGCUGGAUGACCCCUAUAAUUCAAUACCUGACUUCCGGGGACUUGCCCGGAGACCCCGACCAAGCAUUGAGGAUCAGAAAAACCGCAGUCUGGUACACUAUAGUCGGUGGGAAGCUCUACAGAAUGGGUCGUUCAUCCCCAAUGUUGAGAUGUGUGGCUGAAGAGGAUGUCAAGCUAAUCAUGAUGGAGGUGCACGAGGGAGCGUGUGGUUCACACAUAGCAGGAAGAUCUCUGGCAAGUAAGAUCCUUUGA
Molecule: messenger RNA, 1239 nt
Organism: Vicia villosa (hairy vetch)
Lineage: Eukaryota; Viridiplantae; Streptophyta; Magnoliopsida; Fabales; Fabaceae
Exons: 2
Coding region: 1-1239 (412 amino acids)
Molecular function (GO): RNA-DNA hybrid ribonuclease activity; nucleic acid binding
Source: RefSeq, a predicted model, not a curated record